GGCACAUACGUCUCACCGACGACUCCCCAACUACUUCCUGGGAGGAGCCGACUGUUAUUUACUCGUUGCUUUCAAUAUCGUUUACUUGUUAAUGAAAUCUUAACGCGGUGAUAUUUGCAGUAAAAAAGGUGUGGCCGACAAGACAAAACAAGAAAACACACCUGUCACGUCUAAUGAGCCAGUGUGCCUUUGCAGCUCCAGCAUGUCGGUGGUGCUGCAGGGCAACUCAGGCUGGGUGCUGGACUCACUGUCCCUCAUUGACCGAAGCUAUGAGCGAUGCAUCCGAUGGACAGGGCUUCACAAAUCACACGUCAAGUGUAGUUUUAACAGACAGUGUUUUCAGAUAUUAAAGAGCCAUUUUAAGCAGGAGGUUAGAACCGGUGUGGGUGGAGAAAGCAGUGAUGUUAUGCAGAAAACAAACAAACAACCAAAGAAACGUAAGCGAAAACAUACUGAGCUCAACCAAGGGGAAAUUAAUGCAAAGGCUUUUCACGAAAAGAUCAGGAGCGUUAUCCUGGAAGGAACACAGUCCUUGGUGGAUUCUGCACGGUCAGUUGGAUACUUUGGUGGAGAGACAGACACUUCCAAAGAUCCUCUUCCUUCCCAGGACUGCAGUCUUGCAGCGCUAUGUGAGAUGGCCAAAGAGCUUCCUCUAGUGAACGAUGAUCAACAGCAGUGGACACAGUCUCUUUUCACAGAGGAAGGCUGCGUUUCACAUGUUGAUCUCUUCUCUCAAGUGACUGAGAACAGGGAGGCCUGGGCAGCAGUGGUAUCACUGAUGGGAGAGGACUAUAUAAUACCUCCUAAUACUGCUUUCCUCCUCUCUGAUUUCACAAGAAUACAACCACUUUUGCAAUCUGGGAGGAGGUUUGACCUCAUUGUUAUUGAUCCUCCGUGGGAAAACAAGUCUGUGAAAAGAAGUCGCAGAUACAGCUCUUUGCCUUCAUCCCAGCUGAAACGCCUUCCCGUCCCCCUUCUGGGGUCUCCAGGUUGUUUGGUGGUCACCUGGGUGACAAACAGACCAAGUCACCUCCGUUUUGUCCGUGAAGAGCUUUAUCCACACUGGGAUGUAGAAGUUGUGGCCGAAUGGUUCUGGGUCAAGGUCACCACAUCAGGGGAGUUUGUGUUUCCUCUUGAUUCGCCGCACAAGAAGCCAUAUGAAGUGCUGGUGCUGGGUCGAUAUUGUCCAACCACUGGUGACACAAGCCAUUUACAAACACCAAAUGUUCCAGUUGAAGAUAAGCGUCUGAUUGUGAGCGUUCCUUCAGCCCUGCACUCCCAGAAACCAUCACUGUCAGAAGUGUUAAAGUUAUAUAUUGGAGCUGAAGCUAACUGUCUGGAGCUGUUUGCCCGGAGUCUUCAGCCAGGAUGGACCAGUUGGGGAAACGAGGUGCUGAAAUUUCAGCACAGAAGCUACUUCAAUUUGGAAGCUGCAGAUACCUCUAAAGAAGAGGUGACAGACAACCCUACAGGCACAAAUGGCUCAAGUUAGCCUGAGAAAAGCAAAUGUCCUGCUGCAUCCAGCCUUUCUUACUGUAGAGUUAAUAACUGAUAUUAAACACCUACCAGUUGUUGUUUGUUUUACUAUGUUUUUAAUAAAGAUUUUGCAAGUAAA
Molecule: messenger RNA, 1615 nt
Organism: Cyprinodon tularosa
Lineage: Eukaryota; Metazoa; Chordata; Actinopteri; Cyprinodontiformes; Cyprinodontidae
Gene: mettl4
Product: methyltransferase like 4
Exons: 8
Coding region: 203-1492 (429 amino acids)
Cellular component (GO): nucleus; RNA N6-methyladenosine methyltransferase complex; cytosol
Molecular function (GO): nucleic acid binding; RNA methyltransferase activity; site-specific DNA-methyltransferase (adenine-specific) activity
Source: RefSeq, a predicted model, not a curated record